CAAGUGCAUAAUAAAGUAAAAAAAGCGUUUCAACAACAGGCAAUUGAGCGGGAAUUGUAUUACACUAUUUUUAACAUAAAAUACAGAGUACUGUGUAUUUAAAUGACUACAAGAUGUUGUUUGUGUAGUCUUUCAUAGUGUUAUUUCAGGUGUUUAAGAUGAGUUCAAAGUUUUACAUUCACGGCGGCGGUCGUUGGCGGGAGAUAGAUUUGAAGACCGGGUGCGUGUCAGGCUGGGGCCCCGCGGGCUUCGUGUACGUGCGCGGCGGGCGGCUGGAGGUGGCGCGGCGACGGCGUGUGCUACGCGCGCUCCGCUCGCUAGCCGCCGACAGCCCCUCUGCCGCCAAAGCUAACAUUGUUUUGAGAGAAUAUGUAUCAACUCCAGCACCGAGUAUAGAAUUUCGGUCCAAAAGUCCAGUACAAUGGAAGACGAACAGAUGCAAUGAUGAUAGAUACAAGGUAUUGAAGGAGACCAGCAGUGUGGGCAUACAAUGUAACACAACUGUGGACGCUGCCAACCAAGUAUCUGACACAAUGAUGUCUCUACAACAUAACAAUGCAAACAAAAUAUUACCAUUAAGAAGAAAUGGCAGAUUUAUUAAAUCCAAGUCAAACAAAGUAAAUAAAAAAAUAGAUAAAGCUGGCAGAGAACUAAGAGGAAGUAGCAGAACCAAAGAAUUAGAUAGUGAAAAAUCAGAUAAACAAGAAUCAACAGAUAAAACUAAAAAGCGUAGACAAGAAGUAAAAGAAUUAUUAAUAGAAGAGGAAGUUGUAGAGAUUUUACGUAGAUAUUUGAAAAAGAACAACUUGGGUGUAGAUCCAAAGCGAUAUGACAUCGAUGAUGCGUACAAGGAGCAAGUGUUUUACAAAAUCAAUCCCCUGGUUGUGGUAGAACAGUGUCCUCAGAUAAAGAGGAUGCUUCAAAGCAGAACUGAAGUGUCAGAGAAUGAUUUUAUGAGUAGUCUUGGUCUGCAGUCGUUAAAACGAACCAAUAAGAGACAGAGAAGUGAGAGUACAUCAACACAAUCCAUUCAAGAUAAUAAGGAAAAUGAAUCAGAGAACACUCGGAGUUCACAGCAUAGUAAAGGCUUAAAAGAUUCCAUGUUAAAGAAAUAUAAGUCUUCUGUGAAAGAGAAGCAGAUCAGUCCGCAGAAGAGAAAAGUGGUAUUAUUGAGUAGCAACAGCGACAGUGACUUCCGAGAGCCCCAGCAGUCGUGUACUUCACGUUUCAGUCCACAAGUGAACGGGUUACAUGAAUCUAGUUCUUCGCCACUCACGUCACCUGAAAAGGAAAUUGUCACCGGUGCACGGGAUGGCACUAAAGCACCAAGUCGGACAAUUGGCACCAGGAUACUUGGCACGCAGGCAGCUGGUACCAGGGUAGUGGAGGUGGGGGGUGGUGGGAGAACCGUGUACUCCCCGCUGGAGGACCAGGCUAUCAUAUCAUGGGUGCAGCGCGGAGACCGCGCGCGCCUCGUCAACGGCAACAGGCUGUGGCGCGACCUGCCGCCGCACCACGCCGCGCACACCGGCGUCUCGCGGACGUGGCACUCUCUGCGCAACCGCUACCUGCGCCACAUCCUGCCCUCGCUGGCGCACAUCGCUCCCUCCGCCCUCGCCGCCGCCCUGCGCGCCGCCGCCGCCACAGGUGAAAUAAAGCAGAAGCGUAACAAGCAGAAAACUGGAAAUAACUCGAUGUUUGCGAUGCCACGCGUGCGCAGCGCGUGGGCGCCGCACCGGGCGCGCCUCCUGCCUCCACACAGGCCUUCGCCCCCGCCCUCGCCCUCGCCUUCGCCUUCGCCACCGCGCUCCGGUAAGCCGAGUCCGCCGCGUGUAGAGAAGCGCACGGCUAGGGCCAAUCCUCCUCGUUUGACGGAUCGCAAAGCUAGGGUUAGUCCGGCUUCAGGAAAGCGCUCAGCUACGGCAAACAAUUUACAAAUUCCCCGGCGCGCAGCUAAAGCCAGUCCGCAGCGUGCGGGGAAGCGCACUGCUCGGGCGAACUCUUCGUCACCCAGUCCCCAGCGCAAGGCCAAGAGCAGUCCGUCGCGUGUGGCAAAGCGCACAGCAGGGACUAGUGCACCGGGUUCGGGGAAGCGCAGGGCUCGGGCAAACUCUUCAACAUCAGCCAGUCCCCCGGCCAAGGCCAAGGAAAGUCGGUCGCGUGUGGAAAAGCGCGCGGCUCGGGCGAGUUCUUCAACAUCAGCCAGUCCCCCCCGCAAGGCUAAGGGCAGACCGUCGCGUGUGGCAAAACGCGCAGCUCGGGCCAGUGCACCGGGUUCGGAGAGGCGAACAGCUCGGGCAAACUCUUCAACAUCAGCCAGUCCCCCCCGCAAGGCCAAGGGAAGUCAGUCGCGUGUGGCAAAGCGCACAGCUCGGACCAGCGCACCGCUCUUGGCAAAUGGCACGGCUCGGACCAGUGCACCACGUGUGGCAAAGCGGCCUGUUCGGGCUAGUGCACUGCAUUCAGCGAAUCGCACAACUAGGUCCGUAUCUUCAACCUCGACCAGUUCCUCGUGCUCGUCCAGGGCUUUGUCCAGGAAUUUGGACAGUCCCCCGCGGGCGGCCCGGCGCAGGCCCAGAGCGAGCUCCUCCAGCUCCGGCAGCCCCGAGCCCGCCGCCAGCUCCACACACACAGAAGAUGCCCUCCACGCGAUACACACAGUCAGAGAGAGAACUAGACUUAGCAAACGCUACUCCGAACUGCGGCAUAGAUUCGACGACGUGGAGGAGUCGUCGGACGAGACGCGGCGGGGGCUGCGCCCGCGCACCCCGGGUCCACCGCGCUCCGACACGCGGGGCUCCGCCACACAGGGCUCCGACAGGCGAGACUCUGCGGGACGCCUUAGACACCGCCCCAAGAAGAGAAGACUUUACAAUCCUGAAGUAAUUUGAUACAAGACGAGUGUGUUCAGUGAAGUGCGGACUACAAGUGUAGUGUGGCAAUCGAACAACGUAGCUACAGUUUAUGUCAAUUCAAGACUUAUUAAAUAUAAGGCAACAAAUAUCAUUUACUCUCCUAUCUUUUCAUUUAAAAUUAAUCAAACAGAUGUACAAUUGGGGAAUUUGACAGUAUUCCACUUAAAAAAAUAAAAUCAUUUCAUAUUUUAUGAGAUAUGGUUAUAAAUAAAGAUGCAGUCAUUAAUUAUGUCUGUACCAAAUAAGGUACAAGCAAGAGGAAAAGUUUGUCUUGUUCGAAGAAACGAGGCAUUUCUGUAAAGAAACACUGCAGAUUUCCCCAACUGCACUUUACAUUGAGUCUGCUAUUUCAAUUUAUUCGUUAUUCUGUGAAUUGCGUUUAGAUAAAUUUAAGUGAUUUUAAAAAUAUAGAUAGCUAAUGUUAUAUAGUUGAAAACUGUUUUGUUUGUAAAUUGCAAAAUCAGCCUUACAAAUGCAGAAUAAACUGAGUAAAAGUAAAAUUUGGACAUACUCAGUUUAUUCCUAAGUUUAACUUAUGUUUAUUUGUAAGGUUGUAUGUGUUUGUGUGCGAUAAAUAAUCCGUUGCUCACAGUUUGCUUCUGAUUAAAUUACCUGGCUUAAGAUCAACUUAAUUUACCCAUAAUACUUUCUGCAAUUUCACGGCUGGCUUACAAAUUGUACAUUAUGGUUAGUCAUCUUACUCCCGUAGGACUACAGGUUUUUGUCCUCCAUAACCCUAUCAUAAAUCAUCUCAGUCACUCUCUUCUUGUCACCGUUCACACAAUACAUCUCUUUCUAUGUCUACCUCUACCGGUGUACUCAUAACUAAUGUUCUUGUAACAUGCGAUUCCUCCAUAACAAGCCCCCAUGCUAACUUUACUCCUUACCUUCUCUACCACUGCCGCUACUCGUAUAUGGUGGUAUUUAGUAAUGCUUUGACAUUUCAUAAAGCUACAACUCAAUGGUACAAAUCUAAGUGAAUUAAACUUUUUAGAGAAAUAUCUGUAGUGUUUGUCUAUGGUUUAACAUUUGGAUUGUAUAGAGUAUAGACAAUUCACGCUAACUUUAUUUCCUCAAAUCAAAAUUGUCCUUUGAUUUUGAGCAAAUAAUGAGAUGGGAGUGAUAUUGUUAUGGCAUUUUCUACAUAUUUUAGUGUUUCAGUAGUUUUAUGUGAAAAGGAAACUCUCACAAAUUAUUUUAAAAGUUUGUUUACAAAAUAAAUCUAUUGUUGGAAUAAAAAUAUCGUUUCUAUAUCUUCUGCUGAAGAUUUAAAAUUAUUGAUAAUGUUUUUGUUGGAAUAAUUAUGGAUAUGUUAAAAUUGUGUUUGCAUUUCUUGCUGGGAUCUAAAAUGGAAGAGAAGUAGGUCUACAGAUCUUAAUGCAGGGAUAUAUGCCAGUAACACAGUAAUAUGCAUGCCAGUUAGUGUAUAUACAUGUAGGCUUUAGCUGGCGUGUUUAUCCCUUAAUUCGAUGGAGUUUUUUUAGGCAAAAAAAUAAGUUUUUUUAUAAAGUCGUAUUUUUGGAUAUGCAAUAAAUAAGUACUAUUUUUUUAAUUAGUUGUUUUUCACUGGACACUAGCGAAUUAAGGGUUAAGGAAUUAGCAUGUGUGUGCCAGUUAUUGGCAUCCAGCCUUUACUGUUACAAACUGUACAAGGAUUGUUGAAUUUUGGUCUGUUAAUUGUUUAAUAUUAUGUGUUGUCUAUUUAACUAAGGACCUGUCCCACCACUGGCUGAUAAACUCAGAUAUGUA
Papilio polytes (common Mormon) is the source of this 4664-nucleotide messenger RNA. Its product is annotated as serine/arginine repetitive matrix protein 1-like. NCBI's taxonomy places the organism in Eukaryota, Metazoa, Arthropoda, Insecta, Lepidoptera, Papilionidae. The record is from RefSeq and is a predicted model, not a curated record. The transcript has 7 exons. Bases 159 to 2891 code for a protein of 910 amino acids.